Momordica charantia (bitter melon) is the source of this 2230-nucleotide messenger RNA. RefSeq names its product M28 Zn-peptidase nicastrin. The record is from RefSeq and is a predicted model, not a curated record. NCBI's taxonomy places the organism in Eukaryota, Viridiplantae, Streptophyta, Magnoliopsida, Cucurbitales, Cucurbitaceae. Gene Ontology annotation, biological process: regulation of signal transduction. Gene Ontology annotation, cellular component: membrane.
CGAGGACAUUUAACAGAGGCUGGUGUGGGUGUUGGACUCCAAAGUCAGGUGUUCGCAGCCUGUAGCUCCAGAUCUUGUAUCCAUGGCCCCUCGUAAAGCCCGCGAGCGAGAAGUGCUCGAAUCCUUCUACCCCGUCGUCGCUCUCGUCUUCAUUCUAGUCGCCUGCGUCGAGCUCUGUGACGCCGCCACCGUCGUCGACGUCUACCGUCUCAUUCAGUACGACAUCUCCGGUGUUCCCUUUGGAUCCCGCGCCGCCACACUCAAUCACCAUGCUGGGUCGCUUCAUUUUCCUCCCGGUGCUGAUCUCUCUCGCACGGUUGUGAUCAUUCCUCUUUGUGAACUCAAUAUCACCUUUGUUAAAGAAUGCAUAUCUCAAAAAAAGCRUCUGGGAGGUCUGCUGUUUUUGCUUCCCAAGAUAUUUGGUUCGGAUGACACGAAAAACGAUGGUACUAAAUGUCCAAAUAAUGGGGAGGGUACGGUCAAGAAUUUACUGGGUGAACUUGAACGAUUACUAGUACAUGAAAAUAUACCCUAUCCUGUAUAUUUUGCUUCAGAAGGUGAAGAUAUUGGUGCUGUUUUGGCUGAUGUCAAGAGGAAUGAUGCUACUGGUCAGCUUGCAACUGCAACUACUGGCGGGUACAAGCUUGUUGUUUCGGCAGCAGAACCAAGGAAACUUGUAUCUUCCACGAUUACUAAUAUCCAGGGGUGGCUGCCUGGACUAAAAUCUGAUGGAGAUGCAAGUCAACUCCCAACAAUUGCUAUUGUAGCAUCAUAUGAUACAUUCGGCGCUGCCCCUGAAUUAUCUGUGGGAAGUGACAGCAAUGGAAGCGGAAUUGUUGCACUUCUUGAAAUUGCAAGGUUAUUCUCUCUGCUUUAUUCCAACCCUAAGACGAGAGGAAGGUACAAUCUACUUUUUGGGCUCACUUCUGGCGGACCUUACAACUAUAAUGGGACUCACAAGUGGCUUCAAAGCUUCGAUCACCGUCUCCGCGAGAGUAUUGACUAUGCUAUUUGCUUAAAUAGUAUUGGCUCAUGGGAUGACAAAUUAUGGCUGCAUGUCUCCAAGCCUCCAGAAAAUGUCUACAUCAAGCAAAUCUUUGAAGAUUUCUCAAAUGUUGCUGAGGAUUUGGGAUUUAAAGUUGAUCUGAAGCACAAGAAGAUUAAUAUUUCAAAUCUUCGAGUAGCCUGGGAGCACGAACAGUUUUCAAGACUGAGAGUUACGGCUGCUACCCUUUCUGAACUCUCUGCUGCUCCUGAGCUUUUGGAAAGGACUGGAGGCUUAGUGGACAACAGAUUGUUUUUGAAUGAAAGUGCAAUUGCCAAGAGUAUCAAGCUAGUUGCGGAGAGUCUUGCUAGGCAUAUUUAUAGAUAUGAAGGAAAGAACAUACAAGUAUUUGCAGAUGAUAGUAGUUUGGCAGUCAAUCCAACUUAUAUUCGAUCAUGGCUGGAUCUUUUGUCACGAAUGCCUCGAGUUGCUCCAUUUCUGUCGAAAGAUGACCCCUUCAUAUUGGCAUUAAAAAAGGAACUGGAGGUACAUACCCAUGAUGUGAGCAUGCAACAUGAGGCAUUUGAUGGGAUGUUCACCUUUUAUGAUUCUACUGCAGCCAAACUUCACAUAUACCAGGUUGCUAGCGUGACCUUCGACUUGCUUUUGCUUUUGGUCUUGGGAUCAUAUUUAGUAUUACUCUUCUGUUUUCUUGUAAUCACAACUAGGGGUCUCGAUGAUCUGAUCGGUCUAUUUAGACGCCCUCCAUCCCGAAAAGUCAAAACAGCUUGAUGACUGCAGUAGAUUUUGAUGCUUGGAUUUACAUCAUUCCUGCCCGAAUUUUUUGCCAUCUAGAUUAGACAGACAGGCGUAGGAUGGGGUCCAAUGUGACAAGGUGUCAAACCAAUCAUCACAGCUCGAGGAACUUAAGGUUUCAUGUGGCGUUCCUUGCAGGUUUUUCUCUUUUCUCUUGACAUCGUUUAGUUAUCAUCUGUGCCAUAAUAACAAACAGUUGCUGAGAACUCUCUAGGUGCAAAAAGUUUUUGUUUGCUCUCCAUAUUUAAGGUUUGUGGCUUCCAGUUUUUGACUACGAUUUGUUUCCUGAGAAUUUGUUGAGUCUAUUAUUUCUUGCACAGUUGAUGUUAGUGGCAAUAGAUUCAGUUGGAACAGUUACAGUUAUCAAAGUGGUUGUCUUUCUCACUACUCUCUCAGAGAAUUUGUUGGGUUUCUUUUUUUUCUUUAGCA